AUGAUCAGAUUUUUAUUGUUCCUUACUCUCCUUUCGUUGGUCCUUUCGAUCCAAGAAACCGCAACUCACAAUGACUGUUUAAAUCAAUAUUGCAAUGCAGAAGUAGAUGCUUGUCGUAAAGAUCAGACUUGGUAAUGAAUCGAAUCAUUUAUUCUAGCAAGAAAUAAAUCGCUAAUUGCUAUCAAACAGCUAUGGAUGAUCUAUCGCCUGCUGGGAUCUAGAGAAGUAAAGCAGCUGUAACACUCUCAAUUAAUUAAAUAGUAUGAUUUGUGUUUGAGUACUAAUUCUUAUGCGAAAGUUUAAAAUUUAGCAAAAUGCAAGUAGAGAAAUUGUCCAAAUAAGUUAUUAAUCAUUUGA
Molecule: messenger RNA, 357 nt
Organism: Paramecium octaurelia
Lineage: Eukaryota; Ciliophora; Oligohymenophorea; Peniculida; Parameciidae
Source: the annotation of a GenBank genome assembly